Messenger RNA from Anisakis simplex (herring worm), 372 nucleotides. Lineage: Eukaryota; Metazoa; Nematoda; Chromadorea; Rhabditida; Anisakidae. The record is from the annotation of a GenBank genome assembly.
AUGGCAUCACAAGGACGUCCAAUCGGAGGGAAUUCGUCAAAAAAAUUGCGGUCAUCAAUUGGAAACGGUGAGAAGGUGGUGGCACCGAUCAAGAUUCGCAUCAGUGCGCGUAAGAAGAAACGUAAUGACGACGAUGACGAUGACACAAAUCAGGAUAGCGAUCAAGAAUUUGAACAUUUGCUUAAAGAACACGAGAAGCAGUUGGACGAAGAGGAACGCGAGAAGGAGGAAAGACGAGCGGCACGAAGCAAGAAAAAAGGAGGAAAGAAAAAAAAGAAAGGAGAAGACGGUUACGAGAAAUUAUUCGUGAGUGAGGAUCGACGCAGUCCUCUUAAAACGGGUUCAGAUGAUCAGUUGGAAAAUAGGCCAUGA